AUGGAUUACGACCUCACUGAGGAGGGACUGGAAGCCUUCCACUCGAUACACGAGCGGUUGUCAUCAUACAUGGUGGAAAAAGAGGCUUACGAUCGCAUUGCGACCUUAGAGGUCGUCAAUGAAGAACUUGCUGAUCCGGAGGAUGACGAGGACGUCCACAUUCAGCUCGCUCCGGCGGCGCUGGACGAUACACCUCCCAAGGUUAAAGACCCUACAGAGAAGGUCAACCUGGGUACGGUAAGCGAGCCUGUGGAAGUAUCCAUCAGUGCUUACCUAGAGCCUAACGAGAAACAGAGGCUCAUCGAAUUAUUGCUAGAGUUCAAGGAUUGUUUCGCGGAGAAGUAUGAGGACAUGCCCGGCCUGUCACCAGACUUGGUUUGUCAUCAAUUACCAACUCUGGCUGAAAAGAGGCCCGUCAAGCAGGAGCCUCGACGAAUGAACUCCGAGACCCAGAUCUUGGUAAAGGAAGAGGUAGAGAAAAUGCACAAGUCAGGCAUCAUACGGGUGGCCAAGUAUAACCAGUGGCUAUCUAGUAUAGUGCCUGUCCGGAAGAAAAAUGGCAAGAUAAGAGUCUGCGUUGACUAUAGAGACUUGAAUCUCGCCACACCUAAAGACGUUUACCCUAUGCCGGUCGCGGAUAUGUUGGUGGACGCGGUGGCGGGCCAUGAGCUGUUGUCCUUCAUGGACGUCGUCAAGUCUCAGAAGCGAGGGGAUCACAUCGCGGAUCUCAGGAAAGUGUUUGAGCGCAUGCGCCAACAUAAACUCAAAAUGAACCCGGCCAAAUGUGUGUUUGGAGUGCUCGCCGGAGAUUUUCUGGGGUUUAUAGUCCACCAGCGAGGAAUUGAGGUCCCCGAGGACAAGGCAAGCGCAGUUAUUCAUGCAUCUCCCCCACGGACGAAGAAGGAAUUACAACGUCUUUUGGGGAAAAUCCAGCCCUUCUCACCGUUGCUGGGACUACAAGGACAGAAUGAAUUUGUGUGGGAAUCCAAGCAUCAGGAGGCUUUCGACAGUAUCAAGGCCUAUCUAGCAAACCCACCAGUCUUGGUGCCACCUAGACCCGGAGUCCCGUUGAACUGUAUAUCUCAGCAGCCGCCGCCUCCAUUGUAUGUACCCCAGAAGGCGGUCAAAGGGCAGGCUAUCGCAGAUUUUCUAGCACAUCAUCCCCAGCUAGAAACACCCGUACUGAAAGAGCUGGAAAUUGCCUACAACGCCACGACUCGACCAGAUACAGCAUGCAUUCCUGAAUACGAGGUCUGGUAUCAGGCUACUAUUUUUCUACAACCCUGGGUGUUAUUCUUUGAUGGCUCAAGAACAGAUACUCUGGCCGGCGCAGGGAUUGUCCUGGAGAAUCCUGCCAGUGACCGUUUCUCUUAUUCUUUCCAGCUCACGUUCCAAUGUACUAAUAAUCAGGCUGAAUAUGAAGCUCUCAUCAUUGGACUCGAAGUCCUGUUGGAAAUGGGCGUCCGGGACGUUCAGAUUCUCGGAGAUUCUCAGCUCGUGAUCAAUCAGCUUCUGAAAAAAUAUCGCUGUACGAGUUGGCUGCUCAUCCCCUACUUGAGUCGCGCCGUUGCGCUUCUGGACCAAUUUACAGAUGUUGGUAUGGAACAUAUACCACGUGAACGUAACUUUGCUGCCAAUGAGCUCGCUCAGCUGGCUACGGGCAUUAGCUUGCAAUACGGAGUGCGCGAGCGCAUUCUGAAAGUUGAGCGCCGCACACUACCUUCGUGGCUUGCUCGCCCUGAUCCUCCAGAUGAUCCCGUGGUUGCGGUACUCGAGCCCAUUGAUGUUGAUUGGCGGAUCCCACUGAUUGAAUACCUCAAACGACCAGACUCCAGCGCUGAUAGGAAAAUUCGUUUCCUCGCAUUGAAUUACUUCCUUAGAGGUGAUGAACUACGCAGACGUGGCGAAGAUGGUAUAGAUUUUCGAUGCGUCUACGGUCGCGAAGCCAAAAGAUUGAUGCGCGAGGUGCACACGGGGAUAUGUGGAUCUCAUCAAGCCGGACCUAAGAUGCGUUGGCUCCUCCGACAUCAUGGUUAUUAUUGGCCCAGCAUUUUGAAGGAUUGUAUUGCAUUCGCCAAAGGCUGUGCGGAUUGUCAAGCACACGGUCCUGUCCAGCAUCACAAGUUUAUCAUCGUCGCCACAGAUUACUUCACGAAAUGGGUUGAAGCAGAGCCUCUGAAGGAGGCCUCCGGCACUACCAUUCGCCAGUUUAUUUUCCGUAAUAUUCUCUGCAGGUUUGGCAUACCUGAAGUGCUGGUGUCGGACAGGGGGGCAGCGUUCAUGGGAGGCCCCGUUGAAGAGCUGGUGAAUGACUUUGGCAUUCAGUUCACACAUAGUACUCCGUACUAUGCUCAAUCUAAUGGUCAGGCGGAGGCGAGCAACAAGAUAAUCAUCACCUUACUGAAGAAGAUGUUGGUGGAGAAUCCUCGACAGUGGCAUGAUACUUUGCACGAGACACUUUGGGCCUAUCGCACUUCGAAGCGCAACCCCACCGCCACGACGCCGUACGCGCUUAUGUUUGGACAUGACGCUGUCUUACCAUUAGAAAUUAAUGUGCAUUCCUUCCGAGUCCAAGAACAGCAUCAUUUGAUUGAUUUUUGA
This is a messenger RNA of Rosa chinensis, 2601 nucleotides long. RefSeq lists its product as uncharacterized. The transcript is spliced from 6 exons. The record is from RefSeq and is a predicted model, not a curated record. NCBI's taxonomy places the organism in Eukaryota, Viridiplantae, Streptophyta, Magnoliopsida, Rosales, Rosaceae. Gene Ontology annotation, biological process: DNA integration. Gene Ontology annotation, molecular function: nucleic acid binding; RNA-DNA hybrid ribonuclease activity. The coding region runs from base 1 to 2601 and encodes 866 amino acids.